UGCACAUGACUCAUCAUCUCAUGUCACUAUUUCCUCUUGAUAUGAUACUUUCUUCCUUAACCAAAUCUCUACCUACAAAUGAAGUGUGGAUUAAUAAGCAAAAUAUAUUAAACAUACAUAUAUCCACAUCAUACUUUUCCACACAUACCUCCCCACUAAACUUUUGCAUUGAAUGCUGUGUGACACACUCUGAUCAUAAAUCAAAUACUAUCAUUUGUAAUUUUCUAUUAUCAGCGAAUAAAGUCUCAAGUGCCCUUCGCUUCAACAAUAUUGAAUGGCGGAAGACAACCGAGAGCUCCGGCGCCGGAGACGAAAGAGAUGCUUAAUCUGCCUCCUCCUCCUCGCCGUCUUCAAAAUCGCAAUCAUCCUCCCCCUAACCCUCAUCCUCAUGCAAACCCGUACCCCCAAGUUCCGCGUGACCUCCGCCGCAUUCGGCGCCUUCGCCUACUCCGCCGCCGACCCCUCCUUCGACAUCACGCUCUACGCCGAGCUCGCCCUCAAGAACACCAACUUCGGCCGCUUCAAUUUCGACUCCACCACCGUUUACUUUUCCUACAACGGCGCCGUGGUGGGGUCCGCGCUGGUCCCCGGGUGGACCGCCAGAGCGCGCUCUACCCGGAAGAUCAGGGUUCAGGUGGAGCUGUCGUCGGCCGGGUUGGUGGACCGGGUUCAGGUGAAGAGCGAUUUGGAGGGUGGGGUGCUGCCGCUGAAUAGCCGGGCGGCGCUGACGGGGGAGGUGGAGGUGUUGCGGGUGUUUGAGAGGGAGAAGACGGCGGAGAUGGAUUGUUUUAUUGCCAUUAAUUUGAUGCAGACAAGUGUUGGAUAUUUGAGCUGCCAGUAGCUAUACAGUAUUGAGUAUUACUAUACAUUAAUUAUUAUAGAAUUAUAAUGCGACAUUAAAGUUUCAAGUGCUUUCUUAAUGGAACAUACUAAUGUUUGUGUCUAGCCAAUCGUGAUUGCCGAAUUUGUUGUGGCAUUUUAUUAUUCAAAAUAAAAUAUUGAUUAAAAUUGUGGAUUGUGUAAUUAUUGUUUUUUGGGAAUAUUUGCAUUGAAAUCAA
This is a messenger RNA of Salvia hispanica, 1058 nucleotides long. Its product is annotated as late embryogenesis abundant protein At1g64065-like. NCBI's taxonomy places the organism in Eukaryota, Viridiplantae, Streptophyta, Magnoliopsida, Lamiales, Lamiaceae. The record is from RefSeq and is a predicted model, not a curated record. Gene Ontology annotation, biological process: defense response to other organism.